ACCAAAGUAGUAAUCAAAAGAAUUAUAGUUGAAAUAAAAAAUUGAUUAUGGCAGAAUCAAGCUCAAAACAAAAGAAAUUAGAUGAAAACACAAGUAUUAUGAAUAUUGAUAGAAUUAGUAGUCUACCAGACUCUGUUUUGUGUCACAUUUUAUCGUUCCUCACAGCAAAAACGUGUGUAGCAACAAGCCUUCUAUCUCGUAGGUGGCGUCAUGUUUGGGAAAACAUUCAAGUGUUGGAAUUCCGCGAGGAUUUUCAUGAUUGCUACGAAGAUGAUGAUGAUUUUGAACAGUUCAAACAAUUUUCUGUUCUUGUUAAUGGUGUGCUCACUCUAAGAAGGUCACGUGACAUACGAAAGUUUGUUCUUUCGUGUCGGCAUACACAUGAGGAUAUGUUUUAUGCCAACUCUGUUGCCACAUGGGUUCGUGUUGCCAUUGGGCCUCGACUUGAAGAAUUAGAGCUUAGUCUUUUUUCAAGUGAUGGAGAGGCCUUUGUGAUGCCUUACAAUCUCUUCACUUGCACCAACCUUGUCUCUCUAAGUUUGUGCGGUGGAAUCCAUGUGAAAUUGCACAGUUCAACAAAAAUUAAUUUGCCAUCACUAAAGAUUUUGCAACUGGACAUCGACUCUGUGGAUUGUAUUGACACCCUUCUCUCUGGCUGUUCUACACUGGAAAGUUUGGAUAUUUGUUUUGCUCCUAAAUGUUUGUCCACAAUUCGCAUGCCACAUUCUUUGAAGAGUUUGAAAAUAGGUGUUGAGAAUAAUGAUAUUGGAACUCACUUUGAAAUUGUUUCACCCGGACUCGAAUACCUCAGCAUAAAUCAAAUCACAGCAUUUGGCCCUAUCACUGUUUGUAACUUCCCAGAGGUGACUCAAGUGUUUCUUGAUGUCUUUUCACUCGAAGAAUCUGUCAACGCUUUACUUAAUCUUCUCCUAGCUAUCUCCGCAACAAAUACAUUAGAGCUUCGUCGUUCCACAACAAAGUGGCUACUUCAUUCUCCAGUUCUAAAUUUUCCAGAAUUUGACAAUCUAUAUAGCUUGAAACUUAUUCUUCCAUUUUUCAACUCGGGAUUUCUGCUAAAUUUGCUUUGGAACUGUCCUGUGGUUCAACUUCUUGACAUUGAUAUUGACUAUGAGCCAUCACCUUUACAAAUUUGGGUGGAGCCAACAAGUGCUCCUCAAUGUAUAGUAUCUGUGUUGGACGUGUUUUACAUUAGAGGAUUUCAAGGUUAUGGAGAUGAGGUGGAAUUUGUUGCAUAUCUUUUAAGGAAAGGACUUGUUUUGACCAGAAUCCAUGUUAUAUGUUCAGAUGUCUUCACAGAUGAGAGGACAAAAUACCGAAUUCUCAAAAGACUAUCUUUUGUACCAAGGGCUUCUACCAAGUGUAAGCUUAUAUUUGAGUGAGCUGUGUCCCCUAAUACUAUUCAAGUUGGUAUUUUCUUGGGGUCUCUAAUGAAUUGACUUUGAUUCAACAUAUAAUUGUUACAGUUUCUGUUAUUCUCUAUAUAUGCUUCAAACUUCAUGUGACUAAUGACAUUGAGAACAAGGCAUUUGAAUAUA
This is a messenger RNA of Cicer arietinum (chickpea), 1556 nucleotides long. Its product is annotated as F-box/FBD/LRR-repeat protein At4g26340-like. Lineage: Eukaryota; Viridiplantae; Streptophyta; Magnoliopsida; Fabales; Fabaceae. Gene Ontology annotation, molecular function: protein binding. The record is from RefSeq and is a predicted model, not a curated record.